AUGGAAUCCAGUUUGCUAGAUAGCCUUCUCGAUAUUGAGGAGCAGUUCUAUAAUGAAGGCUAUAAUCUUGGUGUUGCCGAUGGCGCCGAGGCGGGCUACACCGAAGGCAGCGUCUUCGCUGUCGAGAAGGGCUUCGAGAAAUUUGUGGAGAUGGGCCGAUUGUAUGGCAAGGCGCUAGUCUGGGCCCAGCGACUAGCCGAGUCCAACCCCUCGGAGACGCCCGAACAGCCAUUGGACCAGUCGGUGGCCAGUGCCGAUGCCAUCGGCCUCGAUCCAUCGAUCUGCAAAAAGAUGGUUUCGCUGCCGGCGCAUAGUGCGCGACUGACCAAAAAUCUCUCUACCUUGUUGGAGCUUGUUGACCCGGCCUCUCUGGAUAUGACCAACACGGAAGAAGCUGUCAACGAUGCAGACGAACGCCUGAAAGGUGCUGCGAUCAAAGCUAAGCUCAUCCAACGGGCAAUGGGCGAAGGUGAAGAGUCCUUGGAUGCUCGACCGGGAAUGAAAGAAGGUCAAAAGCCCGGAGAUGGAACCGGUAGCAUUGAGGAUAUCAGCUCGCUCAAUGUCCGUCACUGA
This is a messenger RNA of Penicillium brasilianum, 573 nucleotides long. The record is from the annotation of a GenBank genome assembly. NCBI's taxonomy places the organism in Eukaryota, Fungi, Ascomycota, Eurotiomycetes, Eurotiales, Aspergillaceae.